This is a messenger RNA of Quercus lobata, 708 nucleotides long. RefSeq lists its product as uncharacterized. The transcript has a single exon. The coding region runs from base 1 to 708 and encodes 235 amino acids. Lineage: Eukaryota; Viridiplantae; Streptophyta; Magnoliopsida; Fagales; Fagaceae. The record is from RefSeq and is a predicted model, not a curated record.
AUGGGCAAGGCAUUAGAUCAAAUCUCCAAGUCGCCUUUCAAGCGAAGAAUUGAGCGAGCAGAACUCCCCUGGCGGUUCACUCAACCUGUGUUUACCAUGUAUAAUGGCAAGACAGACCCCGUAGAGCAUGCGAGCCACUUCAAUCAGAGAAUGGCCGCCCAUUCCAGAGACGAAGCCUUGAUGUGCAAAGUCUUCCCAUCCAACCUACGACUCGUAGCAAUGAGAUGGUUUGAUAGCUUGAAGGCCGAUUCCAUAAACUCCUUUAAGGAGCUCACCCAGGCAUUUGGUUCUCUCUUCAUCACCUGCAGUAGAGUCCCUCGACCCCUAUCUUCCCUACUAUCUCUGAGUAUGAGAAAGGGAGAGACCCUGAAAACAUACUCAGACAGAUAUUGGGAGAUGUACAAUGAGAUGAACGAUAACUUUGAAGACGUCGCCAUCAGCACCUUCAAGAGUGGCCUCCCAAUCGAGCAUGGCUUAAGGAAGUCCCUAAUGGGAAAACCUGUCACCAAUUUGCGUCAACUCAUAGACCGUAUUGACAAGUAUAAGAGGGUCGAGGAAGACCAGCAAAUAGGUAAAGGAAAGGAUAAGGUUAUCCCUCAGGAAAUGAGGGAUUUCAGGUCGGACCAAUACAAUAAUAACCGGCCACAGAGAGAUUUUGGUGGUCAAUUAGGACCUACCAACACUCAGAUGGUCAAUGCAGUGUUCUGA